Messenger RNA from Heterotrigona itama, 2368 nucleotides. The record is from the annotation of a GenBank genome assembly. Lineage: Eukaryota; Metazoa; Arthropoda; Insecta; Hymenoptera; Apidae.
AUGAUACAUUUGGAAUGGAUUUGGAAAUUUAUCGUUCGAUAUACAACGUUCAUCCUGUAUACUCAGUUUGAGAUAUUUGUAAGUAAUUAAAUUAUACAUUGUAUCACACGGUACGAGUUUCGUUUCGUUUCGUUUCGUUUCGUCAAAGCGAUCGUUCUUAUCCUAUAUUACGUUAAGAUUUCAUUCGAUUCAACUCGAAACAAAUUUCAACGAAACUGCAAUUUUUCGAAUAAAUUUCGAAUAAAGACGCGCAUAUAGUCGGCAAAUUAAAGUAGUCGUUAAAUUAAAUUAAAUUAAAACAAUUUGCGUAUUCAGCAUACGCUGAAAAAAGUUGAGAUUUCUUUCAAGGAAAUUCGCAAGAGUACGUCGCACGCGUACUCACGUUUCGAUCAAUGAAAUUAUUGAAACAAACGUAAACAAACUUGUGUUUUAAACGUCGUAUCGAUGAAAUUUUAUUAUUUACUUUUACACGUGGUCGAAUCGAUUACAAAUCACGCUUUACUUACGUUUAAAUAUUCGAUUACACAUUGGCAACAAGUUCGUUCUAUCUUGACUCGAAUAAUUUUUGAUUUAAAACAACUUUACUACGAACAACAAAUUGACGAAAUAACAACGAAAUAACAACGUGGUAGGAAUAUACAGCGGACAAAAAUACUAAAGAAAGAAGCAACGAUACUAAAAAAAAAUUACAAAUACCAUAUAGGAAUAUGCAAUUUCUCUUCAUUCACUUGUAUCGUCAACGAUAUUGUGAUAUCACGAAGUAGUCGAGAUAAAUUGAAACUGAAAUAGUUUUAAAUUUAGUUUAUAGCAAAACACUACUAGCGUGUUGAAAUUGGCGUUAACAUUUGGUUUUGUACAACGUAUAUGCACAUAUAUACGUACACGCAUCUAUUUACAUCAUUUUGUUACAUCGGUGGCAAUACGUAACACAUACAAGAAGAAACAAGAAAGAAAAAUAGUUUUUUUUUUUGUCACAGUUACCUUUAUUCCUUAGUACUAGAAUGCAUUUUACCCUAUUUUACCCAGAUUACCCACCAGGAUUGAUCCGUAUCGAUCUGUAAAAUUCUAGCUUAUUACUUUAUCAACAAAAUUUAAUCAAGCAACUAAUUGAUUUUUCCAUGUUCAGAAUACCGUAAGCUCCGCGAGGACAAGCUUCUCCUGUUUGAACAAAACUGCUGGUUUCUACGCAGAUAUUAAUGCCAGUUGUAAAAUAUAUCACACUUGCGACGAAUAUGGAAAUAAAUUUACUCACCAAUGUCCCGAGGAAACUGCUUUUCGACAAGAUGCUUUGAUAUGCGAUCACGCUCAUCUCGUGCAAUGUCAGGGAAACGCUCUUACUAAUACGAAAGAAAUACGUAUCAAAGAGAAAGAGGGCGAUAAUUCUGAUGGAAAAAACUCAGAGACGAUAGAGAAGAAUCACGACUCUUCGUUUUCUCACGCGACACAACCAAGGAAAACGAACAACGGGCAAAGACACGGAUCCGUGUUUGACGCAACACAUCUCUUUACGAAUCCGAAUAAGACAAGAAUCGUACCCAUUGAAAAAUAUACGACAAGUUCAUUCUCUUCGUUUGACUAUGCCAACUCUGCUGCUACAAGUAAUCCUGUUGAUUGUUCUACAAAUACUAGUAGAAUGCAACCUGCGCACGAUGAGAACAACGGAUCGAGAAGAAACGAAGAUCGUUCCAUUCGAAGCGAAACAGAUAAACUUGACGAAAAGUCAACGAGAACAAACAACGAUUAUCGAAAAGAUUAUCCAUAUCGAAGAAUAAACGAUGCUGCUUUGUACAAAACUAGUCGAGAGAAUAACAUAAACUAUCAAGCUACGAAGAAUCCUAUGGAUCUUGCGAAAUUGCCAUCUACGAAUUACAGAAAUUAUCCGUAUUUAGAAACGCUGAAAUCUAUACAAAAGAAUGCAAAAGUUGCUUCUACCACAGCCCAUACCCCUAGUGGUAGUAUAGCCAGUACAAGCGUAACUAUCACAGAAUUACCCGUACACGCUUUAACAUUGUCUUUAAAACCUUUAAUACCAAGCGAACCAGAGUACGAUCCUUACUAUCCGACGAAAUUUUCAACAACGACAGAAUCUUAUUACACCACUUUCACGCACAAUGCGAAAGCAUGGUCUCACGUUGGAAACUCUACCACCACUCUACAAAUAUCGCGGUCGACUAUUCAUCUUAAACUUCCAUCAGUUUUACCAGAUUUAAAUUCUUUAGACGACAUUGUCGAUCGUAGAAAGCUACUUUAUAUUCCACGACGUACCACGGCACACGCACAACCAAGUACGUAUCUCGGACCGGAAUUAGCAAUAAUAUUGGUAAAACCGACUAAUAAUAACGACAGUAAUAAAAUAACCAACAGCUAA